AUGGGAGAUCCCCUCUGGAUCCCACAUAAGUAUAACCAGCAAGGUGACCUCAUCAUUGGCAGUAUUUCUUCUCAGUUCUUCUCCUUUUUUGACACCAUAUCCUUCAAGCAACACCCCAAUUUAAUGUUUAUUGAAGAUGUCCUUGCUGUGACAAAAUACUACCAGCAAGUCCUGGCCUUGGUGUUUGCAGUGAAGGAGAUUAAUGAGAAUCCCAGGAUUUUACCAAAUGUCACACUGGGAUUCCAUAUCUAUGACAGCUACUUCAAUGAAAAGAUGACUUAUCAGUCUACCUUGAACCUUCUCUUCAAAGUGAAAAGGGUGGUCCCCAACUACAGGUGUGAUACACCAAAUAAUAUAAUAGGUGUCAUUGGGGGUCUUGGCUCAGAAACCUCCCUUUACAUGGCUACCAUCUUAAGCAUCUACAAGAUUCCUCAGCUCUCCUACUACUUAUUUGGACCUCAGAAUAUUAAAACCCAGUUCCCUUUCAUGUACCGCGUGGUUCCCAAUGAGGAGAAUCAGUACCAUGGGACCAUUCAAUUACUUCUGCAUUUCCAGUGGACAUGGGUUGGGAUUAUCACAUCAGGCAAUGAUGAAGGAGAGAAUUUUGUGCAGACCUUGGUACCAAAGCUUUCCCAGAAAGGCAUCUGUUUGGCUUUCACAGAAACAAUGCCAUCCCAGACAGACUUUUCCAAAUUACUUGAUGACGACCAAAGUACAGGGAACAUGGCCCACCUUGUUAACAACCCCCAAGCAAAAGCAGUUAUUGUAUAUGCAGCAACUGCACCUGUACUUCAUAUGAUGUCUUUGCUGUAUCACAUACGGACAGUAAAUAUGGCAGGGGCAUCUCUAGGAAGAGUGUGGAUCUUGACAGCUGACUGGGACUUCCCAGCACUACAGUUUCACAGAAGCUGGAGUAUAGAAGUCUUUCAGGGAGCCUUGUCCUUUGCUGUUCACAGCAAUCCAAUAGACAAAUUUCCAACAUUCCUUCAGUCUUUGAAUCCUUAUUCACCAAAUGGAGACAGUUUUAUCGGGGUCUUCUGGCAGCAAGCUUUUGUGUGCUUACUUUCAGAUUCCCAUGUGUCUGAGGAGAGUAGUGAUGGUUGCACAUCGUGGGAAAAACUGGAGGGUCUUCCUGGAGCAGUUUUUGAAAUGAGCAUGAUUUCCCAAAGCUACAGUAUAUACAAUGCUGUCUAUGUCUUAGCUCAUGCUUUACUUGCAAUGCACACGUUGAAUCUGAAGCACAGAGGAGUGGGGAUGCUUUCAAAUACACAACCGUGGCAGCUCCAUCCUUUCUUGAGGAGAAUCUCUUUUAACAACAGUGCUGGGGACCAGGUGUCUUUGGAUGAGAAAGGUGAAUUAGACAGUGGAUUUGAUAUUAUGAACUGGCUUACUUUCCCAAAUAGAUCCUUCCUGAGGGUGAAAGUAGGGAGGAUAGAUCCAUGGGUAAGCAGAGAGUUCACCGUUAAUGAGGAGAUCAUCAUAUGGCACAACGUGUUUAAUCAGGAUUAUGUUCAGAUUGUUGCCUAUGUGCUAAAUUCAUUGACUGAGGUGUCAACAUGGCUUUCCUUCCUAGAAAUGGACAAUUGUAUGAACUGUCCAGAAGAUCAGUAUCCAAAUGAAAACCAAGAUGGAUGUCUUCCCAAGAUGUUACAAUUUCUGUCUUACGAUGAAAAUUUGAGUAUCACUUUAGCUUUCAUGGCAUUUUCAUUUUCUGUGACCACAGUUUUGGUGUUAAAAAUAUUCAUUAAAUACCAGAAAACUCCCAUUGUCAAAGCCAACAAUCGUGGCCUCACGUUUACUCUGCUCAUCGCCCUCUUGCUUUGCUUCCUCUGUUCUUUGCUGUUCUUUGGAAGACCUCAGACAGUGACCUGCCUCCUAAGGCAAACAGCUUUUGGCAUCGUCUUCACCUUGGCUGUUUCAUGUGUGUUAGCAAAAACCAUCACAGUGAUUUUGGCAUUCAUGGCCACAAAACCAGGAUCCAGGAUGAAGAACUGGGUGGGGAAAAGACUGGCAGCUUCUAUUGUUUUCUCCUGCACCAUCAUUCAAGGAGCUCUUUGUACUGUGUGGCUCGUUACUUCUCCUCCAUUCCCCCAUUUGGACAUGGGCACUUUGGCUAAAGAAAUUGUGGUUGAAUGUAAUGAAGGGUCUGUCCCUAUGUUUUAUUCUGUCCUUGGGUACCUGGGAUUUCUGGCUCUUGUCAGCUUUGUUGUGGCUUUUCUUGCUAGGUCUUUGCCCAGUACUUUUAAUGAAGCCAAGUUCAUCACUUUCAGCAUGUUGGUGUUUUGCAGUGUGUGGGUCUCUUUUGUGCCAACUUACCUGAGCACAAAGGGAAAAUACAUGGUGGCUGUGGAGAUCUUCUCCAUCUUAGCCUCUAGUGCUGGAUUAUUGGGUUGUAUAUUUGCCCCUAAAUGUUAUAUAAUUUUACUGAGGCCUGAGCUGAACAGCAAGGAGCACUUAACAUGGAGAAAUAAAUAG
This is a messenger RNA of Lacerta agilis (Sand lizard), 2475 nucleotides long. Its product is annotated as vomeronasal type-2 receptor 26-like. Gene Ontology annotation, biological process: G protein-coupled receptor signaling pathway. The coding region runs from base 1 to 2475 and encodes 824 amino acids. The record is from RefSeq and is a predicted model, not a curated record. Gene Ontology annotation, molecular function: G protein-coupled receptor activity. The transcript has 5 exons. Gene Ontology annotation, cellular component: membrane. NCBI's taxonomy places the organism in Eukaryota, Metazoa, Chordata, Lepidosauria, Squamata, Lacertidae.